Messenger RNA from Stegastes partitus (bicolor damselfish), 1862 nucleotides. Its product is annotated as sperm-associated antigen 16 protein-like. Gene Ontology annotation, molecular function: protein binding. The transcript is spliced from 3 exons. Bases 43 to 1740 code for a protein of 565 amino acids. Gene Ontology annotation, cellular component: axonemal central apparatus. The record is from RefSeq and is a predicted model, not a curated record. Lineage: Eukaryota; Metazoa; Chordata; Actinopteri; Pomacentridae. Gene Ontology annotation, biological process: axoneme assembly.
ACUGUUCAGGUGAGAUAGUGGAGAGUGUGGAGAAAGGUUGCCAUGGUGACGUCUAAACAACACAGAAGGUGGAACUCAGCAGCUGUUACCGUGGCAACGUGUAAACAAGAAGCAGAGAAAAUGUCAGCCAGGAGCAGAGACGGAGCAGAGGAGGAGGAAGAGGAGGAGAGGAGGAGUGAUGAAGGUGCUUCCUGGAGGAAACCUGAACCUCCAGAACAUCAGAUCGUCCCGAACAUCCCAGAAUCCGUGGAUGACUUUCUGAGGAACUUCCUGCGACGGCUCGGCCUGAGGAGAACCCUGAGCAGCUUCGAGGCCGAGUGGUACGACUCGGCCCAGAGGCACUUCUCAGAAACGCUGCCGACUCCAGAAUCCGGCGUCUUCUUCCUGCCCGACGCGCUGACUCACCAGCAGAUCCUCCGUUCUGAGCUGGAGACCGUCCACAAGGAGGCGGAGCUGCUGGGGAGGGAGGUCCUGGAGGCACGAGAGACGCUGCUGAGGAUGCAGAGGGAGAGAAGCUUCCACCAGCUGCAGCAUCGAAGAGUCGCCGAGGACAAAAACAAGCUGAUCCAGGAUUUAAAACACCUGAAGAAACACCUGGAGUCUUAUGAGCCGGCGCUGAGGCAGCUGGAGGACAAACAUCAAGCAGCUCUGAGGCAGAAGAUGCUCCUCAGCUUACAGAGAGACCGAGUUCACAACACCUCAGAGGAAAAACCGAGUCCAGAGAAGAAAGCAGGAAGCAGCUCCGAUAAACCUGCUGUGAAGAAGAAACACCUGAAGGAUUCAGAGUUUCCAGCGAGCAGCAGGACGGUGAAGCAUCAGGAGACGUUUCCAGCAGAGAAGAACCUUCGUUCUUUCCGUCUCCAGAACUCCAUCAGAGCUCACGAGCUGCCGAUCGGCUGCAUCGACCUCCAUCCUGAUCAGCUGAUCCUGGCUUCUGUCAGCGACGACCGCCGCUGGAGGCUGUGGAGGCUGGAACCUGGAGAGAAGGUGGCUGAGAUGAUGCUGACAGGUGAGGGUCACUCUGAUUGGCUGUCAGGCUGCAGUUUCCACCCUGAUGGAUCAAAACUGGCGACGACCAGCGGAGACACGACGGUGCGUCUCUGGGAUUCCUCCCACGGCUGCUGUGUUUUAACUCUGUCCGGUCACUCUCAGCCCACCUGGAGCUGCUCCUUCCACUCCUCUGGUCACUUCCUGUCGUCCUGCUCCUCCGACCGAACCGCCAAACUCUGGGACCUGAACAGCCAACGGUGUCGCCAGACGCUUCGACGCCACGCCGCCGCCGUCAACAGCGUCCGCUUCCUGCCCUCCUCCAACCUCCUCCUCACGUCUUCGGCCGACAAAACCGUCGCCAUGUGGGACGCCAGGCUGGCCGUCUGCACCGCCAUCUUCAGCGGACACCUCCACCCCUGUAACCACGCAACAUCCAACAUGGCCGCCGACCUGGUGGCCUCCUGCGACUCCGGUGGCGUCGUCAACCUCUGGGAUGUGAGGAAACCGGCGACACCGGUAGCUGCCGUGGACGCCGGACCAAUGGCCGCCAACCAGGUGGUGUUCAGCCAAUCAGGGAGGACGCUGGCGGUUGCUAGCGGUGACGGGUUGGUCAGAUUGGUGGAGGUGGAGUCCUGUGAGGUCACCAGCCUGGACGGACACAGCGACGACGUCCAAAGCGUCGUGUUCGACCACAAGGGGGCGACGGUGAUGUCGGCAGGAAGUGACGGGAUGAUUCACGUCUGGUCGUGAUUUUCAAACCUUCCUUUGAGAAAAAACAACAAAGUGAAGCGACUGUUGCAGAACGUUGGACGUAGAAAACACAAAACUGUAGAAAAUGUGUUUCAUGAAAAUUCUUCAAGCUUUAUUGCUGA